UAUUCUGCAACGUGUUUGCAUACCUGGCAGUCGGGCGAGUUCCAAAGUAACGCCAGGGUGGUGGAAACGUCUUGCAAGAUGGGGUACAACAUCUUCAAGGAACUGUGGUACUUCAAGAAGUCCUUCAUUUUUUGGUUUAUACCCAUCGCUGCAAGCCCGCUGCCUAUAUACUUUGGUGUGGCUGAGACGGACUUUUACAAGGAAGCAGCAUGUGCCUACGUGGUGAUCAUCAUGGCGUUUUACUGGAUGUUUGAGGUGGUGCCCCUGGCUGUCACAGCUCUCAUACCGCUCAUACUCUACCCGGUCAUGGGGGUACAGCCAUCUGGGGACGUCAGCAAGAACUAUCUCAAGGACACCAAUGUGCUAUUCCUAGGCGGCCUGAUGGUAGCAGUAGCUAUAGAACAUGUCAACCUGCACAAGAGGAUCGCACUCAGGGUUCUACUGGUCGUAGGAUCGCAGCCGAGAUGGUUGAUGCUGGGUUUCAUGAUAGCCACUGCCUUCCUGUCCAUGUGGAUCAGUAACACUGCCACCACCGCCAUGAUGACUCCUAUAGGUGCAGCCGUACUGGCGGAACUCUUCAAGGAGGAGGACGAGCAGGCGGCUAAAGACGAUGUCAUGCUGAAAGUGCGAGGAGAAAGUAAUGGAGGUCUAGAGCUCGAGACUAUGGACGUGGAGGGCCAAACUCACGUAUAUGAUGCAGUCGAAGGCGAAAACGCAACGAAAGAACAACAACAAGAAGAUGAGCCUGUGGAGCAUGGGAAACAGUCUUCCCGUCGCCAGUCCAUGCAGAAGGGCUUAAUGCUGUGUAUCGCCUACGCCGCCAACAUCGGAGGAACAGCAACCCUUACUGGCACCUCACCGAACCUCAUCGUAUCCGAGCAGAUGGAAAUAUUGUUUCCUAAUAGUCCUGGAGUUGACUUCGCCACGUGGUUCUUCUUCGCCGCUCCCGGAAUGGUCAUCACUCUGAUCCUCGCAUGGCUGUGGCUCAGUACGAUAUUUGUAGGCUGCAGGUGCGCCGAAGACUGUGCCUGCUGUGGACAGAAGAAGACAAGUGGUGCCGAAGACGUCAUCAGGAAAGCCUACGAUGAACUGGGACCAAUUUCAUUUGCGGAAGGCGGUGUGAUCUUCCAUUUCCUUCUACUGGUUCUGCUGUGGUUCUUCCGAGACUUAAAGUUUGUGGAUCUAGGAAACAGGCAGGCGGGAUGGGCGUAUUACUUCAUUCCCGGAUACGUCACCGAUGCCACCCCCGCUAUCAUCGUAUCUUUCGCCUUAUUCAUGUUUCCGUCCAAGCCACCCAGGUUCCUCUGCUGCCGCAGCAAAGAUGUGUAUCAUGUUGGUUCAGAUGAAGAGAAGCCCGGGCCGGUACCAGGCCUGCUAGACUGGCCGACCGUUCACACCAAGAUGCCGUGGCACAUCGUACUGCUGCUCGGGGGAGGAUUCGCUCUUGCUGACGGUGUAGAGAAAUCCGGACUGUCAGAAUGGUUGGGAGAUCAGUUCAGCAAGCUUGCAGGGAUCGAGGCCUGGACCAUCUGUCUGAUUGUGUGCAUCGGAGUGGCCGUUUUCACAGAGGUGGCCAGUAACGUCACAGCCACGAGCAUCUUCAUUCCCAUACUGGCUAAGAUGGCAGAGGGAGUCUGCGUGAAUCCGUACUACCUGAUGGUCCCAGCAGGCAUUGCGGCUUCCUUCGCAUUCAUGUUGCCCGUGGCAACGCCUCCAAACGCCAUCGUCUUCUCAUACGGAGGGAUCAAAGUGUCCGACAUGGUGAAGACUGGAUUCCUCAUGAACCUCACGAGUCUGUUGGUCCUCAUGGUCUCGAUCAACACACUGGGGGUUCCUAUCUACAACCUCAACACGUUCCCUGACUGGGCGGUGUGCAGGAGCGGGGCACUUGGAGCGGCCAACUCUACCAUCAACCCCACAGUCAUGACAACCACCCUGUAGAACGGACACCACGAACUUUGCAAGAACCCCGUAUUGUUUUUCGAAGAUUGAACAUCGAAAUCGAAAAGUGCCUGCGGUCCAACUGUGUUUCAUGAUAUUUAGAUAGACACAAUAGGUCAGGUUAUUUUGUUGGCUUGUUGAAGUACAAUGAGACACAAAUUCGCAUAAUUCCAGCAGGUGUCAUUAUGCCCCCUUUACAAAUCAAGAAUUUAGCUCGGCCGAGUUGUCAGCGAGCUCUAGAUUACGAGGAGGUAUGACCAUGAUGCCGACGA
Branchiostoma floridae (Florida lancelet) is the source of this 2213-nucleotide messenger RNA. RefSeq names its product solute carrier family 13 member 2-like. Gene Ontology annotation, molecular function: transmembrane transporter activity. The transcript is spliced from 15 exons. Gene Ontology annotation, cellular component: membrane. Gene Ontology annotation, biological process: monoatomic anion transmembrane transport. The coding region runs from base 79 to 1941 and encodes 620 amino acids. NCBI's taxonomy places the organism in Eukaryota, Metazoa, Chordata, Leptocardii, Amphioxiformes, Branchiostomatidae. The record is from RefSeq and is a predicted model, not a curated record.